AUGUCCCAGGCUCCUAGCGGCGCUAACAGCUGUACAUCUAACGACACGCACAUCAACCAAGCUCAAACAAAAUACCCAAUUGACCUUUUCCGUGGAUGGCCCAACCCCGCUCUAUUACCCGUCGACGCACUCGCCAAAAGUGCUGCGACCGUUUUAUCGUCACCGAGUAUCUAUGAGUCUGGUCUACAAUAUGGUCCUGAUGAAGGGUAUGGGCCGUUGAGAGAGCAUAUCGCCUCAUGGCUUGGAUCAUUUUAUCGCGACGAAUUGGAAUCGGAAAAGAGGAGGAGGAAUCCGAUCACAGCUGAGCGGUUAUGUGUCACGGGCGGCGCAAGUCAGAAUCUAGCUUGUGUAUUGCAGGUGUUUACAGACUCGGCUUAUACGAGGAAUAUAUGGAUGGUUGCGCCGACGUAUUAUCUUGCAUGUCGAAUUUUUCAUGAUGCAGGGUUUAUGGGGAGGUUGAGAGGUGUUCCUGAGGAUGAGGAGGGAAUUGAUCUUGACGUUUUGGAGAGGGGUUUACAGGAGGCGGAGGAUAAGGCUGCUUCUGAAGGGAAUACGAAGCCGGUAUAUACCCUCCCCCGACCAUGGAGCAAAAUAUACAAACAUGUCAUCUACCUCACGCCGACAUUCGCAAAUCCCUCAAUGAAAGUGGCUUCCCUCCGACGCCGGGAAGGUCUAGUCCAAUUAGCUCGACGGUUCGAUGCGCUCAUUAUCUCCGACGAUGUGUAUGAUUUCUUACAGUGGCCGUCGGAUCCAAAUGCGACAGAUAUAAAGGAUACAGCUUGCGUACCACGUUUAGUCGAUGUGGAUGGAUAUCUGGAUGGUGGUCCGAUUGAUGAAUGGGGUAAUGCAAUGAGUAACGGCAGUUUUAGCAAACUGAUUGGACCUGGGAUGCGUGUAGGUUGGGCUGAGGGGACGGAGAAGUUUGCAUAUGGGUUAUCACAGGCAGGAUCGUCACGAUCCGGCGGGGCCCCAUCACAAUUAUCAUCUACAUUCGUCGACCAACUUUUACCAUCAGGCAUUCUACAACGACACAUCAAACAAGAACUUAUCCCGGCAUAUAGAGCACGCUACAAUCGAAUCAUAAGCGCAAUAAACGAUCAUCUCUUACCACUAGGCUUCAAACUUCCUGCAGGCAAUCAACCAAUCUCUGGUGGAUAUUUCAUCUGGCUUGAUUUACCGCUGUCGUUGACAGGUGAUCUUUUAGCUCAGAGAGCGCUGGCAGAUGAGAUGUUGAUGAUUGGUAGUGGCACAAUGUUUCAAGUGCAAGAUGAUUGUAGUGAGAAUCACCAGAGAUUUGAGAGGAGUAUUCGGCUGUGCUUUGCGUAUGAGCGCUUUGAGGUUUUGUAUGAGGGGGUAGAGAGAUUGGGAAACGUGGCUCGGAGAAUGUUGACUGAGCGAUAG
This is a messenger RNA of Talaromyces stipitatus ATCC 10500, 1401 nucleotides long. RefSeq names its product aminotransferase, putative. NCBI's taxonomy places the organism in Eukaryota, Fungi, Ascomycota, Eurotiomycetes, Eurotiales, Trichocomaceae. The record is from RefSeq and is a predicted model, not a curated record. Gene Ontology annotation, molecular function: pyridoxal phosphate binding; L-2-aminoadipate:2-oxoglutarate transaminase activity. Bases 1 to 1401 code for a protein of 466 amino acids. Gene Ontology annotation, biological process: biosynthetic process. The transcript is spliced from 3 exons.